AUGGGUUUUAGUUUAUCUGUCUUGGGAAAAUUCUUCAAAGUUGGUCUUGAACCAAAUGUCAUUACUUUCAACACUUUAAUCAGCGGCUAUCUUCUCGAGAAUAGAGCUGCGGAGGCGGCAGGAAUUUUCAACAAAAUGAUUGCAGGAGAUAAUUGUCAGCCUAAUGUGGUUACUUAUGGCACACUAGUAAAGGGCUUUUGCAUGAGGGGUAACAACCGUGCAGCUAUUCAAUUGCUUAGGAAGAUGGAGGAAGGGGUUUGCAAGCCUGACCUAGUUGUCUAUAACACAAUCAUCGACAGUCUUUGUAAGGAUACACUAGUUGAUGAUGCAUUAAACCUCUUCUCAGAAAUGAUGUGCAAGGGUAUUGCCCCAAAUGUCAUUACAUAUACAUCCUUGAUUCAUGGAGUUUGCAAAUUAGGCGAGUGGAAAGAAGCUACAAGGUUGUUGAAUGAAAUAGUGAGUAAAAAUAUAUUUCCAAAUGUGUUCACGUUCAGCGUCUUGGUAGACACACUUUGUAAGGAGGGAAUGGUUGUAGAAGCAGAAGGUGUGGUUGAGAUGAUGAUUCAAAGAGAUAUUGAUCCUAAUGCAGUUACGUACACUUCACUCGUGGAUGGUUACUGUUUGCGAGGAGAAAUAGGCAAGGCACAAAAUGUUUUUGAACUAAUGCUUAGCAAGGGCUCGAUGGUUAACGUUGUUAGUUACAACACGUUGAUAAAUGGAUAUUGUAAGCUUAAAAAAAUAGAUGAGGCCAUGAUGCUUUUUCUGGAUAUGUCUCAUAAGGGACUAGUUGCAAAUACCUUUACCUAUAACACUCUUUUGGAUGGUUUUGGCAAAGCAGGUCGAAUACAGGAUGCACAAAAGUUGUUCUCUGAGAUGCAAGCUUGUGGCCAACUUCCAAAUGUUCGAACUUAUUCUAUUUUACUGGAUGGCCUGUGUAAAAACCAACAACUUUCUAGGGCAAUGCAAUUGUUUGGAGAGAUAGAAGCAAAGAAGUUGGAUAUUAAUAUUGUGAUUUACAAUAUUCUUAUUGAAGGUUUGUGCAUAGCUGGAAAAAUUGAAUCUGCAAGGGAUCUCUUUUGUGGUUUAUCAUCAAAAGGACUUCGACCUGAUGUGAGGACAUACGAUAUAAUGAUUAAUGGACUCUGUAUCGCGGGCCUAACAAGUGAAGCAGAAAAGUUUCUUAUCCAAAUGGAAGAGAAAGGCUGUCCUCCUGAUGGUUGCACCUAUAACACAAUUAUCCGAGGGUUCAUCCAUAAUAAACAGACAUCAAUGGCGAUGGUACUUAUUCAAACAAUGGUAGAGAAGGGUUUUUCUGCAGAUGCAUCAACAACGGAGUUGAUAGUGAAUUUACUGUCGAAGGAUUGCCUUUGA
Molecule: messenger RNA, 1371 nt
Organism: Prunus armeniaca (apricot)
Lineage: Eukaryota; Viridiplantae; Streptophyta; Magnoliopsida; Rosales; Rosaceae
Source: the annotation of a GenBank genome assembly